AUGGCCGUGGUGUUGGCCGGCGGCGGCCAGUCUGCGCCUGCGCAGGCCACCGGCGAAUCGACUUCGGCCGCCUUCCGCACCCGAUCUGAAUCCCAUUUGCUGUUGGUCGGAGAUCCGGGCACAGGCAAGUCGCAGCUGCUCAGGUUCGCCACCAAAAUCAUCCCUCGCUCAGUGUUGACGACCGGGGUUGGAUCUACAGCGGCAGGGUUGACUGUAACCGCUACCAUGGAACAAGGCGAAUGGCACCUGGAAGGUGGCGCUUUGGUGAUGGCCGAUGGCGGAAUUUGCUGCAUUGACGAAUUCAAUUCGAUGAAGGAGCACGACCGAACCACCAUUCACGAGGCCAUGGAACAACAAACCAUCAGUGUUGCCAAGGCCGGUAUUGUUGCCAAACUGAACACGCGUUGUUCGAUUUUAGCAGCUUGCAACCCAAAAGGUAACAUAGACCCAUCGCAAUCGGUGGCCAUGAACGUCGCGUUGCCCAGCCCGUUGCUGAGCCGCUUCGAUCUGAUCCUGAUGCUCAGAGACGUGGUCGACGACGAGUGGGACGAAAGGGUGGCCGACUACAUUCUCAACGGCGGACACGAAUUCUCCAAGUUGACCGACAGCGGUCUGUGGACUGUGGAUGUCUUACAAUCGUAUUUUGUUACGAUCAAGAAACUGGACCCCAAACUGACAGAAGACGCAGAAACCAUUCUUGGCGCGUAUUAUCAAAUGCAGAGAGGGAUCGACAGUAGAAACAAAGCCAGAACUACUGUGCGUUUAUUAGAGAGUUUAGUGAGGUUAUCUCGAGGUCAUGCCAGGCUGAUGUUUCACGAAAAAAUCGAGGUGGUGGACAGCAUUUACGCCAUAAUAUUGUCGGAUAUCGCGAUGGAUCGCGAUUCCGCCAUACUGAAUUUGAACAUCACCAUGAAUAGUGUGUUUCCCGAAAGGCCUAUGGUCGAUUACAGAACGAUGUUGGAGGCCAUUUUGACUAGAUUGCAGUUGACGGAGAUACUCGAGAGGGAACUAAAGGCGAUUCCUAAGAUUAAUUACGGUAAA
Messenger RNA from Phaedon cochleariae (mustard beetle), 1041 nucleotides. The record is from the annotation of a GenBank genome assembly. Lineage: Eukaryota; Metazoa; Arthropoda; Insecta; Coleoptera; Chrysomelidae.